AUGCUCCUCCACAGCGGCUGCAUCCCCGCCCUUGGCCUCGCUGCCGCCAACGCCUGGGUCCUCUGGAACGAGCACUGGGAGCACUGGAGCCACCUUCCCCCUCUGGAGGAGCGCGUCGAGUACCCCUACCAGAACAUCCGCACCAAGAACUACCCAUGGGGCAACGGUGACAAGACCAUCUUCUGGAACGACAACGUCAACUACCACAACCAGGACAAGGCUUAA
This is a messenger RNA of Colletotrichum spaethianum, 225 nucleotides long. Its product is annotated as cytochrome c oxidase subunit 6A, mitochondrial. Gene Ontology annotation, biological process: mitochondrial electron transport, cytochrome c to oxygen. The coding region runs from base 1 to 225 and encodes 74 amino acids. The transcript has 2 exons. NCBI's taxonomy places the organism in Eukaryota, Fungi, Ascomycota, Sordariomycetes, Glomerellales, Glomerellaceae. The record is from RefSeq and is a predicted model, not a curated record. Gene Ontology annotation, cellular component: mitochondrial inner membrane. Gene Ontology annotation, molecular function: enzyme regulator activity.